This is a messenger RNA of Heterobilharzia americana, 852 nucleotides long. The record is from the annotation of a GenBank genome assembly. Lineage: Eukaryota; Metazoa; Platyhelminthes; Trematoda; Strigeidida; Schistosomatidae.
AUGAUAAAUUGGUUAAUUGUCUCCGUCAGUGGGAUACUUGGACUUGGAAUAAUAUCUAUAACUUCAUCAGUGAUCAUGUCUCUGUUCCGUAAUAUAGCCUGGUUUUCUAAAGGAAUGCGUGAAUACACCAAAUCAGGCUAUGAAUCAGCUGCCUCACGUUUUGAUCCCGCUGAAUUAACCAAUAUCCACUUAGAUAGUUAUCGUGUUUUGGUAACUGGUGCAAAUUCAGGAAUUGGUUUCAUAUGCUGUAAAGAAUUGGCUAAACAUGGAGCAGAAGUUCAUAUGGUUUGUCGUAAUAAAUCUAGAGCGGAAGAGGCAAGACGAAAAAUUAUCUCUGAAACUGGAGUCAAUGAAUCUCGUGUAAUCCUUCAUUCCUUGGAUUUAUCUAAACCGAAUGAUGUAUGCAGCUUUGGAAAGAAUUUUGCUCAUAAAGAUGAUUCUCGACUGGAUAUCUUGAUAAACAAUGCCGGUUGUAUGGUCAAUGAGUAUAAAACUGAUGAAAAUGGUUUGGAAGCAAAUUUCGCUACAAAUACACUUGGUACCUAUCUACUUACUGAAUGCUUAAUACCGGCACUGAAAAAGUCCUCAGAUCCACGUGUUAUCACUGUCAGUUCAGGUGGAAUGUUAGUACAAAAACUUGAUCAUGCUGAUCCAAUGUUAACAAGUAAAUAUGGAAAAUUCGAUGGAACAAUGAUAUAUGCUCAAAAUAAACGUCAACAAGUUGUUAUGACUGAAAUGUGGGCUAAAAACUAUCCGAAUAUAUUUUUUUGUUCAAUGCAUCCUGGUUGGGCUGAUACACCGGCUGUAGCAUUGUCUAUGCCAUCAUUUUAUAAUCGAAUGAAAAUAAACUGA